UUGGCGCUGCAUUUCGAGGUUUCUUCAUACUGUGGUUCUUAAAAUCCGAAUGAACGGAAAACCCGCAUCAUGACCGGUUCCACUCUUCUGCAAUACGGGCUCCGGACAAUUGUGCUCUUGUCAUCGAUUUUAACAGUGGUGCAUGGCCACAAAGACGUGGAGACUACAGUCGUGCAACGAGAUGCGCCAAACUUCGUUGCUAGGAUCUUGCCUUUAGGAGCUUCCAUAGUAUGGGGUUACAAUACUCCAGAAGGCAACGGUUUUCGUUUAUUCCUACGAGAUGAACUGACAAGUAAUGGCUGGAACGUCAAUAUGGUUGGCUCGAAACAACACGGCACCAUGGUGGACAACGACGUCGAAGCCCAUUCAGGCGACACGAUUGACCAAAUCCACACAGCAUCACUAAAAUCCGUUGUAUACCAACCCAAUGUAAUAGUAAUAAACGCCGGCAACAAUGAUUGCCACCUACACAUCGACAUCAAAAACGCUGGUGCACGGUUAAAUUCCAUGCUCGAUGAACUCUUUGAGCGGAUACCCGACGUCACAAUCGUCUUGUCUACACUCAUCUUUUCUACAAACAAAGACGUAGAAGAGGAUCGGGGGACAUUGAACGACCAAAUCCGUGGCCUAAUCAUCGCCCGCCGUGAGAAGAAAGAGAAGAUUGUACUGGCAGAGAUGACCGGAGCAGGGGACGCGUUUGUAGAGACGGUGGAUCUGACGAGUGAUGGAGUACACCCCAACGAUGGAGGAGCCAAGAAGAUGGGCCAUGUUUUCUACCAAGCCAUCUUGCAGGCUUAUGCAGAAGGGCUGAUCACGAAGCCGAAUUCAUCCGAUGCUGUGCCUGACGAGGUUCAGGUUGCGAAGGUAUCGAGUACUACGAUCGUAGUGGCACCAACGACGACGAGCUCGGUCAUUAUUGUUCCGACCACUACCUCGUCAACAAGCACAACAUCAACUACGCCAACUCCGACGCCAACUCCGACAAGCACUGCCUCGUCAACGACGACCACGGUACCGAAGCCGUCAACUACGACAGCCACAGCAGCUGCGUCAGGGAACCUUGGGGCGGCCCAGGUGCACACAAAAGUAUUGAGCACGUUCACCACUACUAGUAGUGGCAUCAGCAGCACUACGACUAGAAGCACGUCUGCCACCACCUAUUCGACCAGCAGGGGGUCAACAGUGACCAGCAGCAGCAGUAGGCCGACAUCGACACCGACAAGAGUGUCAACCACAAUUACAUCAAGCACCGUCCGCAGCAGUCCAACUAGCAGUGCUGUGCCCAACAACGCGGCGACAACCUCCAAGCAUAUGGCCGGAGGAGGCGGCGGGGCACGCUGGGUCCUGGCCUCUGCGGGCCUCGCGUUGAGCUUCACCUGGCUGCUGUAAUGGCACCGACCACGAUUUAACACCGGAGCUGGACAGCCAAUACGCUACCAAUUCUCUCGCUUGACGACGAGAACAUGCAUAGGCGAGCAUGUGGGAUAUUGCAUUGGAGUUUAUUGAUACCCCCCUAAGUAGAAGUUGAAGUACGAGUUUUUAGUUUUCAGCUGUCG
Molecule: messenger RNA, 1556 nt
Organism: Truncatella angustata
Lineage: Eukaryota; Fungi; Ascomycota; Sordariomycetes; Amphisphaeriales; Sporocadaceae
Product: SGNH hydrolase-type esterase domain-containing protein
Exons: 3
Coding region: 70-1389 (439 amino acids)
Molecular function (GO): phosphatidylcholine lysophospholipase A1 activity
Source: RefSeq, a predicted model, not a curated record